This is a messenger RNA of Physella acuta, 2298 nucleotides long. RefSeq names its product class E basic helix-loop-helix protein 22. The record is from RefSeq and is a predicted model, not a curated record. Gene Ontology annotation, biological process: positive regulation of transcription by RNA polymerase II; axon development; sensory organ development. Gene Ontology annotation, cellular component: nucleus. Gene Ontology annotation, molecular function: DNA-binding transcription factor activity, RNA polymerase II-specific; E-box binding; protein dimerization activity. Lineage: Eukaryota; Metazoa; Mollusca; Gastropoda; Physidae.
UCUGGCCAGCAGGACCCCGCUCAGCCCAGUCGGCGGACCGCCUAGAAGAAAGGAGGAUAUCUUAGAUUUGCUCGACCACUUUUUGUGCUAAUCCUUCACGGGCUGUCGGCCUUGUUUGAUCAGGUUUUUUUUGUCUCCCUUCUCUAUCCACGUUUCUUCCUGACGCCAGUUUUCACAGGCCAUUUUGUUGGCCAUUUGUUUUUAAAGCCAUUUUGUUGGCCAUUUGUUUUUAAAGCCAUUUCUGGAAGCUACGUUUGUUUUGGUUUUUGUGUGUAAGAUUCAUCAUUGCCUAGUGGAGGCUAAAUACAAGACGGGAUUGGAAUAGCAGGCAGGCAGCCCAGAUUGGCCAUGAAGUAGCCAGCAGCAGACGGCCAGCAGCAGACGACCAGCAGACAUGGACCCCAGACUUUUCUCCACUGGCCUGGUGCCUCCCUGCUACCAGGCCGAGGCCAAACAGGAGAAGUACGCCCACAGUAUCGCUUCGUCCAAAGACUCGAGGCACUCCGACUACAGCGACCCGGACAGCAGCGAUGACGAGACCAGCAGACGCCAGUCACGUGACGCCCUGCACGGCGAGGCUGCUGGACAGACGGACCACCCCCGCUACCACGACGACGCCAGCAUAGAAGGGGGGCUACAAGACUACCACGAGGGGGACGGCAAGGCCCGGGCUAAAAAGUCCUCCACCGGCCAGAAGCACGUGCGUCUGAACAUCAACUCACGCGAGCGGCGCAGGAUGCACGACCUGAACGACGCGCUGGACGAGCUGAGGUCCGUCAUCCCCUACGCCCACAGCCCGUCGGUCCGCAAGCUGAGUAAAAUAGCCACCCUCCUCCUGGCCAAGAACUACAUCCUCAUGCAGGCCCACGCCCUGGAGGAGAUGAGGCGGAUCAUCGCCUACCUCAACCACCACACCUCCCUGGCCAGCCUGGACGCCCUGCCCUACCAGCACCUCCCCCCCACCUCACCAUCACGAGCCGCCAGUCGCCCCGGGGAGAGGGACGUGCAGUAGGUGGGGCAGAGAAUGUUCUAGAAUAUGGUACACAUGUGUCAGCGCUGUAGCGUUAUACACGCACGCACGCACGCACUCACACACAUACACACACACAUACGCACACAGUAACACAUAUACACGAACACAGUAACACACAUACACGCACACAAUUACACACAUACACGCACACAACCACACACAUACACGCACACAGUAACACAUACACACGCACACAGUGACACGUAUCCACAUACACAAUCACACACAUACAUGAACACAAGCACAUACAUACACGCACACACAAUCACACACAUACACACCCAAUCACACAAAUAUACGCAGACAAUCACACAUAUAUACUCACACAAGCAUAUACAUACACGCACACAAUCACACACAUACACGCACACAAGCAUAUACAUACACGCACACAAUCACACACAUACACGCACACAAGCACAUACAUACACGCACACACAAUCACACACAUACACACACAAUCACACAAAUAUACGCACACAAUCACACACAUACACGCACACAAGCAUAUACAUACACGCACACAAUCACACACAUACACGCACACAAGCACAUACAUACACGCACACACAAUCACACACAUACACACACAAUCACACAAAUAUACGCAGACAAUCACACAUAUACUCACACAAGCAUAUACAUACACGCACACAAUCACGCACACACAUACACGCACACAAGCAUACAGAUGAACACAGACGUAAAAAUUGAGUAUUUAAAAACAACUGGUCAGGGACAAAUACAAAGAUGUCCUGAUGUCCUCAAGAGAUAUUCAAUUGACGCCAUUCCCCCCCCCCCCCACCCCUCUGGGGUUCCCAUACACGCCUGGUAAUGUUAUCAUAAAAAAAGUUUCAAUUGCUGUAAACGUCUACCCCGUGGCCCCCAUCGCCACCCUCGUCAUCACGUGCCAGCGGCACCCCCCCCCCCCCCCCAACCUGGAUAUAAACCAUGUGUAUGUAAGCGGCCCACUCUGCUUGCAAAACUCGGCCUAAUUAUUUCAUCAAUGGCGCGUGCUAAGGGCGAUCACUCGGCCAACCUGCAGCAAGGGAGAUCAUCUUGUCACAUUUGGACUUGCUCACAAACUGAUGACGUUCUGUGGCACCUUGAGAAACUCGGCGAGUCGCCGUACUGUUGGCUGAGUUGAUUCAGUCAUGUUAGGUGAUGUCAGACAUCAUAGCUAGGUGAUGUCAGACAUCACAGCUACGUGAUGUCAGUUAUCACAGCUAGACAACUUUGUGGCAGUGUUUCUUCCAGACUUUUUU